This is a messenger RNA of Pungitius pungitius (ninespine stickleback), 1783 nucleotides long. It is a transcript of the gene spinb, whose product is annotated as spindlin b. NCBI's taxonomy places the organism in Eukaryota, Metazoa, Chordata, Actinopteri, Perciformes, Gasterosteidae. Gene Ontology annotation, biological process: gamete generation. The record is from RefSeq and is a predicted model, not a curated record.
AAUAAAAGCUAAAAAGAUUAAUACAAUAAUAUAUUGGUAACUGAUUACGUUUUACUUUAUCCAUUUUUGGUAUUAAUUGCAAUAUUUUAUUACUAUUGUAUUCAUUAAUGUAUAAAGUAAUUACCUUUUGGUACAGUAGAUGGCAAUAGUUGUCCCACAUGUUGUGUACACACCACCCACCCAGAAGUAGAUGAAGACUACCCGGAUGUACCGCAUCGGAUUGGAUGCGGGGUAAAGGAUGAAUGAGUUUGAGACGUAUGGCACCUUGAUCCGGGGACACACGCACCCGUGCAGCAGGUGGCGGUAUGCACGCCGCCAACACAAAAGAAGCAAAAGGAGAGAAGGAAAAAACAAAGCUCAAACGCAGCAAACAAUUUUGGCGCUUUUAUUUCGGAGGGAUGCGCCGCCCGACUUCCGCCGUCCCUCCAUCUCCAGCGCGGCUAGCUUGACGCAGCGGCGGAGGGAACCGAACGGCAGGCACGGCGGAUCAAUUCGGAGCCACGGCGGGUGAUCGGGAUUCACGCGGCGACGCCGACUGCUGAACCGGCUGUCCUCUGUGACCUCGGCUGUCUCCAGGUGUUAGCCUGAACCCGGCCUGUAUGCAGCCUGACCAGGGCCCAGCCUAAUUCCUGGUGCUCCUCUCCCGCCGCCACCUCCCUCCUUUCCCUACCCUCCUCCUCCCCCCUCCUUUUCCCUCCUCCUCCCCCCUCCCUAUCCCACUCUACCCCCCCCUCCCCUCUCAUACCCCCUCUCCAGCGUUUAGCCUGGACCGACGGCCUGGCCCCCCCCCCUUACAGGUGGAUGAAUGAAGACCCCAUUCAAGAGCCCAGCGGCCCAGCGCCCCCCCGAGCAGACGGGGGACACUCGGGGGUUUCUGCCAACAUGAUGAAGAAGAAGAACUCGCACAAGAAGCAGAGGACCAGCGUUGGUCCCAGUAAGACUCCGGCUCCUCCCAGGAGGAACAUCGUGGGCUGCAGGAUCCAGCACAUCUGGAAGGAGGGCAGUAAGUCGUCCCAGUGGAAGGGGACGGUCCUGGACCAGGUCCCCGUCAACCCGUCCCUCUACCUGAUCAAGUACGACGGCUUCGACUGCAUCUACGGCCUGGAGCUGUACGGGGACGAGAGGGUGGUGGGACUGGAGGUUCUGCCCGACCGAGUGGCUCCGGCCCGCGUCAGCGACUCGCUGCUGGCGGAGACCAUGAUCGGCAAAGCGGUGGAGCACAUGUUCGAGACGGAGGAAGGGCCGAAGGAGGAGUGGAGGGGGAUGGUGCUGGCCCGGGCCCCCAUCAUGACAACGUGGUUCUACAUCACCUACGAGAAGGACCCGGUGCUGUACAUGUACCAGCUGCUGGACGACUACAAGGAGGGGGACCUGCGCAUCAUGCCCGACUCCAAUGACAGCGUGGCGGCGGAGCGAGAGCCCGGCGAGGUGGUGGACAGCCUGGUGGGGAAACAGGUGGAGUACGCCAAGGAGGACGGGGGCAAGAGGUCGGGGAUGGUCAUCCACCAGGUGGAGGCCAAGCCCUCCGUCUACUUCAUCAAGUUCGACGACGACUUCCACAUUUACGUCUACGACCUGGUGAAGACCUCCUAAGACCAGGACAAACACCCCGCCAAAAUAAAACAGGACCUGCUGAGACACCUGCUUGGACCCAUGAACCCCCCCCCUCCCCCGGUGAAGAAAAUACUCUCUGUGGACGCUAGAGACACUCGAGACAGAUGAUGAUGUUCUCUACUCGUUCUUUGUGGAAUGCCUUAAACACAAGUUUAUGUAAUACCCCCCC